CAGAGGCAUCGUUAUCUGGGGUUGAGCCUCUUAUGCAAAAGAUUCACAGUAAGAUACGCCGAGUGGAUGCUGGGAUACUUGCAGCUGUUCGCCAACAGAGCAAUUCCAGAGCCAAAGCCAAGGAAGAUCUUGCUGCUGCUACACGGGCUGUAGAGGAACUCAUGUUUAAGAUUCGAAAAAUUAAGACAAAAGCUGAGCAGAGCGAAACAAUGGUCCAGGAAAUAUGUUGUGACAUUAAGAAGUUGGACUUUGCAAAGAAACACAUUACGACCACAAUAACUGCACUUCACCGUCUUACUAUGCUAGUGUCUGCAGUUGAGCAGCUGCAAGUAAUGGCUUCCAAACGAAAUUACAAAGAAGCGGCUGCCCAACUGGAGGCUGUAAAUCAGUUGUGUAGUCACUUUGAAGCCUACAGGGACAUACCAAAGAUCAUGGAGCUCAGGGAGAAGUUCAAAAAUAUCAAACAAAUUCUCAAAUCUCACGUAUUUUCUGAUUUCUCAAGCUUGGGAACUGGGAAAGAGACGGAAGAAACAAAUUUGCUGCAGCAGUUAUCUGAAGCGUGCUUGGUGGUUGAUGCUUGGGAGCCAUCCGUGAGGGAAGAGUUGGUUAAUAAUUUCUGUAGCAGGGAGCUUACGUCGUAUGAGUAGAUCUUUGAAGGAGCUGAAUUGGCCAAGUUGGAUAAAACUGAACGAAGGUAUGCAUGGAUUAAGCGCCGGAUAAGAACAAAUGAGGAGAUAUGGAAGAUCUUCCCUCCUUCAUGGCAUGUUCCCUAUCGUCUUUGUAUCCAGUUCUGUAAGAAGACAAGGAAACAACUAGAGGGAAUACUUGAAAAUCUGAAGGAUAAGCCAGAUAUUGGAGCUCUUUUAAUGGCCCUGCAACGAACUUUAGAAUUUGAGGAUGAAUUGGCUGAGAAAUUUGGAGGUGGUUCUCAAAAGGAGAUGGGAAAUGAGAUAGAAGAGAUAGGUAGAGAAAAUCACAAUCAAAGUGUUUCAGAUAUUCGGAAAAAUUAUGAAAGAAAGCUGGCUAUACAUCAGGAAAAUGAAGGCCAAGAAAAAUACGGAAAUAAAGAUUUGUCAGCACCCGGAGCCGGGUUUAACUUCCGUGGAAUUUGUUCAUCUUGCUUUGAACCUCAUCUAACUAGCUAUGUGGAGCUAGAGCAGAAGACACUGAUGGAGAAUCUAGAAAAACUUGUUCAGGAAGAAAAGUGGGAUAUUGAAGAGGGCAGUCAGAAUAAUGUUUUAUCUAGUAGCAUGCAGUUGUUUCUCAUCAUCAAGAGGAGCUUAAAACGUUGCAGUGCUCUAACAAAGAGCCAGACAUUACUCAAUCUAUUCAGGGUAUUUGAAAAAAUUCUGAAAGCGUAUGCUUCAAAGCUCAAGGCAAGGUUUCCCAAGGGUGGUGUGGGAAUUGUUGCAGCAGAAACUAGUAUGGAUGGACAAAUUAAGACUUCCGAUAGAGAUGAACGGCUGAUUUGCUAUAUCGUCAAUUCAGCCGAAUACUGCAGAAAAAUAUAAGGUGAAUUGGCUGAAAGCGUGUCGCAAAUAAUUGAUCCUCAACUUGCAGCUGGAGCAUAUAUGUCAUCAGUAGAAGAAGACUUUUCCGGGCUUAUAACAGAGGCAUUGAUGACCUUGGUGCAUGGCUUAGAAACCAAGUUUGAUCUAGAAAUGGCAGCCAUGACGCGUGUUCCCUGGGCUACACUUGAAAGCGUUGGCGAUCAAUCUUCGUAUGUCAAUGGUAUAAAUAUGAUCCUAACCAGCAGCACUCAUGUACUGGGGAGCCUCCUAGCACCUGUUCACUUCCAGUACUUCUUGGACAAGCUUGCAUCAUCUCUUGGUCUACGCUUCUACACCAACAUUUUCAAGUGCAAACAAAUAUCUGAAACUGGAGCGCAACAGAUGCUUUUAGAUACUCAAGCCGUGAAGACAAUUCUUCUGGAGAUUCCAGUGCUUGGUCAACAGAUGUCUAGUGCUGCGAGCUAUUCAAAGUUUGUGAGCCGGGAAAUGAGUAAAGCUGAAGCACUUUUGAAGGUUAUACUAUCCCCAGUAGAUUCCGUGGCAGAUACAUAUCGAGCAUUAUUACCAGAGGGAACACCAAUGGAGUUCCAGUGGAUUUUGGAGCUCAAGUUGAGAAGUCUAGGACCCGGGUUCGAGCGAGGAAAACCCUAA
Molecule: messenger RNA, 2162 nt
Organism: Linum tenue
Lineage: Eukaryota; Viridiplantae; Streptophyta; Magnoliopsida; Malpighiales; Linaceae
Source: the annotation of a GenBank genome assembly